CACGUACCUGUGAUUUUCACCGGUAAACUCUCAACCUCAAGUGAAUAUAUCAUGUGCAGCUUUGCGUGAAACAGAUUUCCUUCUGUUUUUUUAAAAACAAAUAUAUAUAUAAAAAAAGAUCUUUUUAUCUCGAGAUAAUGUCAUGUUGUUAUUUUUACGUGAAUAGUACAAAGUGAGAAUAAAAUUUUUUUUGGCAAUUUUGAAAUCCAAUCGUAUUUAAAGAAGAAUUUGUCAUGUCUACAAAUCCACCGAGUAUUGAAGAAUUCUUUAAAGAAAAAGUUCGUGGUAAUCUGACGACAAUUACGUGGAAACAUGCUGUUAACAAUAAGGCGCUUUUAAACAGUUCUUUAGCAAGCACAGAUGUCAUGAUGCUGGAGGCUGACGUUGUCUUGGGAAAUUUACAGACCAACAUGACAAAAUUAAUGCCAAUUAUGGCUCAUCCACCAAAUACCACCAGCGAUCUAUCACUCGAGGAAUUCAUCGAAAUUGUUCUUAAAAAUGGCACCAAGGGCAUGAAACUUGACUUCAAAUCCAUUGAGGCCUUUAAUCAGAGCGUCGAAAUUCUUAAGAAAUUCAAACCAAAUAUGAAGGUACCAGUUUGGAUUAAUGCAGAUAUUCUCAUGGGUCCUGUUAAUGCAACAGAAGAACAAGCAAAACCUGUCGAUGCCAAACAAUUUCUAUCCACAAUUGUCAAAGAUUUUCCAGAAUUUGUCAUAUCUGUUGGAUGGGUCACUAAAUACGGAACGAAAUACAACAUCAAAACGGGAAAUUACACAACACAUCAGAUUGAUGAUAUGUUAAAAACUCUAAAGGACAAUCAUAUGAGUCAAAAUGUGACCUUUGCGGUUAGAGCUGGUUUAGCAUUAAAUAGUAUCGACGCAAUGGAGAAACUUGUCGCUAAUAAUACUAAAGCAACAUUGACGAUUUGGUCCAGUGAAGGCGAUGAGGUCAAUGGUGACAAACUUACGAAUUUAAUCACGAAAAUUGGAUUUGACAAAGUAUUUAUCGAUGUGCCAGAAAGUGUUUGGAAAACUUUGCACUUUAAUAAACCGAAACCUGGUUCAUCGAAUUAUCUUACUUCAAAUGUUAUUUUAACCUUUGCGACUACAAUCUUGUCAUUUUUACUUGUCACCCGGAUGCUGUGAAGAUAAUGUGUUUUAGUAAAUAAGUAAAAUUCACACAUAAAAUGAAAGAUGCAGGUGAAGGUUUAAGUUUGCUGAUGAUAUGAACACUGCAUCGUGGCAACGUCAGUUUGCAGAAUAUGCGAAGGCUUUUUUUAAAUGCCUUCAAAAGAAAAAACGAAUAUUUCCUGCAGUAUUUUUCUUUCUUUAAAAAAAAAAAAAUCUUUCAAUUUUUAACUAACAAUAUAGAUUUGAUUUUUUGAAAUUUUAAAUUUCUUAAAUUUCUUUAGAUUAUUGCAAAAAAAAUAUUGUUAACUGUUAGUUAAAUUUUUUAUCAUUCUAUUUAAAAUUAAGUUCUUCCAUAUUAAAUGGUGCAGAAUCUCGUGUGCUUAAAAAAAAAAGGAAACAGUCGAAGAAUAAUUUUCUUUUUUUAAAAUAAUUGUUUCCUGCAAAAUAUAUCUACGUGUGCUUACAGUUUACAUUUAAAAUUCCUAGACACACUGGAAGAAAAAAUUUAUUUUAACUUCAGUAAUUAUUUGACAAGAAAUAAAUCACUUUUUCCAGUAAAUAUAGGUAAACUUUUCGUAUGUUUGUUCUUAUAAAGACAAAAUAGAAUUUAAUCUAAAGUGGGUCAUUUCAAUGAAAACAAAUUCAAUUUUCAAAACUCAUUUAACUUUUCCUUGUAAUUAAAUUUUCAAAUUUAAAUUAAAUAAAUUUUUUAGCUCGAAUUUGAAAGUUUAGUGAAUUAUCAUAAAAGUGUUAAAUAAAAAAAAAAAGUAAUUUAGAAAAUUUAAUAUUAAAAAAGAAUGUUUCGAGACGAAUAUAGUUGAGUCUACAUAAUAUGUAGUCACCUUUUUUUGUCGAGCGAACUUAUAUUUUUAAUAUUUGUGUCCGUGUUCAAAUUUUUCCUUAAAAACCCAUUUUCAACACACCAGAGACUUAUAGAAUUUAUUAAUAAUAAUAAUUAAGAUUAAAAUAGAUUUUAAGACAAAUAAUUGUGUAAUUAUCAACGAAUUCGUAAGGUUCCAUUUUUAGAUACUAUAAUAAAUAUUAAUGUAGAAAAAAAAGUGCCCUCCCCCCAAACCCUACCUGUUGUUAUUAUAAAUAAUGUUUCCUCCUUUUCGAGAAAUAUACAAUUUAGGAAUAAAUGAAUUUUGAACCUUACGAAUUUGUAACAACUGUCGUUAUAUAAAUAUUCCCAAGAAAAAAAAAACAAGUAAAUUCUUGAGUUUUGUUCAAAUGAAUAUAUUUGUCAAUCAACGUCCAAAAAUUUUUAUGUCAAUCCAUUAAAUUUUUGAAAAAAAAAAUUCAUUUUCAAUUGACUGAUGUGUUAAUAAACCAUUCCAACGAGAUAUUUAAAAAAGAAACAGAAAAAUAAUUUGCAACUGUUUUAAAUUAAACUUUUGCAUUUCAAUUGCAAUUUUACAUUAUUUUUGUACUUGAUUAUAUUACAUAGUGAUGACUAUUUUUUAAAAUAUUAUGAUUCAAAUAUAGAAUUUAGUUUGUAAGUUGGUUCAAUUUUCCAACAAUAACUCUGUUAUAUUAUUAAAAAUUAAUGAAAAAAGUAAAUUGUGAAAAAUUUCAAUAAUAUUUUAGUACUACAAUAUUAGUACUAUAAUAAAAAAACAUUAAAGCCAAAGGAUUCAGUAAAUGUCAAAUUAUUAACAACUGGACACACUGUGUUUGAUAUAAUAAAUAAAUAAAAAUCGUUUACGAAAA
Leptopilina heterotoma is the source of this 2840-nucleotide messenger RNA. Its product is annotated as protein FAM151B. Bases 234 to 1145 code for a protein of 303 amino acids. The transcript is spliced from 5 exons. NCBI's taxonomy places the organism in Eukaryota, Metazoa, Arthropoda, Insecta, Hymenoptera, Figitidae. The record is from RefSeq and is a predicted model, not a curated record.